Molecule: messenger RNA, 1520 nt
Organism: Prunus mume (Japanese apricot)
Lineage: Eukaryota; Viridiplantae; Streptophyta; Magnoliopsida; Rosales; Rosaceae
Biological process (GO): dolichol-linked oligosaccharide biosynthetic process
Cellular component (GO): membrane
Molecular function (GO): UDP-N-acetylglucosamine-dolichyl-phosphate N-acetylglucosaminephosphotransferase activity
Source: RefSeq, a predicted model, not a curated record
AGAAGAAGAGAAGACUACAUUGCUCAGAUCAGAGACACCAAUAUUGAGAGAGAGAGGGGGAGAGAGCCAUGGCAGCUCGAAAGCGAGCUUCAAAAGACUCGUCCGCACAAACCAAACCAAACGAUACCACCACACGACCCAAACCCCAAGAACCUCCAUUAACAGACCCGCCAAUUGCACCCCCAAAGUCAGGUGUAAUUCUCAAGCUCACGCUCUUCUUCUCAGUCCCAUACUUUUAUCUCAUCUUCUAUCACUACAAGAUCGAAUAUGAGCUUCGAAAAUCGAUUCUCAUCAAUGCGGCUCUCAGCCUUGCCGGGUUCUUCGUUACCGUUAAGAUGAUCCCCGUGGCUUCCAGAUACGUUCUCAGGCGCAACCUCUUUGGUUAUGACAUUAACAAAAAGGGUACCCCGCAGGGCACUGUCAAAGUGCCUGAGUCAUUGGGUAUUGUUGUUGGAAUUGUUUUCUUGGUCUUGGGAAUCUUAUUCCAGUAUUUCAACUUCACUGCAGAUUCAAAUUGGCUAGUCGAGUACAAUGCAGCAUUAGCAUCCAUAUGCUUUAUGGUAUUGCUUGGAUUUGUAGAUGAUGUUCUUGAUAUACCUUGGAGGGUGAAACUGCUACUGCCAUCCUUUGCAGCUCUACCUCUGCUGAUGGCCUAUGCUGGACAUACAACUAUCAUCAUACCAAAGCCUCUUAUUCCAUAUGUUGGGCUAGAGGUUUUGGAUCUAGGAUGGAUGUACAAGCUAUACAUGGGACUUUUGGCGGUUUUCUGUACAAACUCCAUCAACAUUCAUGCUGGCUUGAAUGGUCUUGAAGUUGGGCAGACAGUCAUCAUUGCAUCUGCUAUUUUAAUACACAAUAUCAUGCAAAUUGGAGCAUCUGCAGAUUCUGAGUAUAAGAUGGCACAUGCAUUCUCUCUAUAUCUUGUCCAACCCUUAUUAGCCACCUCAUUGGCGUUGUUCUCUUACAACUGGUAUCCUUCUUCAGCUUUUGUUGGAGAUACAUACACAUACUUUGCUGGGAUGACGAUGGCUGUAGCUGGGAUUUUAGGCCAUUUUAGUGAAACACUUCUGAUUUUCUUUGUCCCUCAAGUAUUGAACUUUCUCUUGUCACUGCCCCAGCUUGCUGGCAUUGUUCCGUGUCCACGGCAUCGUCUUCCUAAGUUUGAUCCUGGCACUGGACUGCUGACUGGGACAAAUGAUGGGACACUUGUAAACUUUUUUCUAAGACGAUUUGGCAGGAUGACGGAGAAGUCACUUUGCAUCUAUCUUCUAGUUUUCCAGGCCAUCGCUUGCUGCUUCUGUUUCGUGCUGAGAUUUUUCCUUGCUGGCUGGUACAAGUGAUGUGGAAGGGACGCAAUACUUUUGGCUAAUUUAUUAACAUUCAUGGACUAUCCACGCACAUUUCUUUUCUGGUGGAGGAAGCAUGUUGUACUGUAUUAUUUCCUGUAAACGGGUCAAAGCCAGGGAUGCUAGAGUACAUCUUUUAGUUAAAAUGCAAAUGAGUGAUUUGAAGUUUUGACA